Molecule: messenger RNA, 945 nt
Organism: Racocetra fulgida
Lineage: Eukaryota; Fungi; Glomeromycota; Glomeromycetes; Diversisporales; Gigasporaceae
Source: the annotation of a GenBank genome assembly
UUAAACCUUGAAAAUAUGAUGAAGGCCAAAGAUAAGGCUGUUACCGGUCUAACCAAGGGUAUUGAAAGUUUAUUCAAAAAGAAUGGAGUAGAUUAUGUUAAAGGUCAUGGUAGAUUAGUUAGCGCAAAUGAAAUUGAGGUUGAUGGUCUGGAUGAGCCAACACCUUUUAAAGGCUUAGAGAUUGAUGAAAAACAAAUUGUCACUUCGACUGGUGCACUUUCACUAGAAAAAGUACCAGAAAAAAUGGUUGUUAUUGGCGGUGGUAUUAUUGGUCUUGAAUUAGGCUCUGUAUGGAAACGCUUAGGUUCUGACGUGACAGUUGUAGAAUAUCUUGAUUCUAUAGGUGCUGGAAUGGACGGCGAGUGCGCGUAUGGCAUUAAAUUUAAAAUGGGUACAAAAGUUAUUGAUGCUUCUAAAAAGGGUGGUAAGGUGUUCGUGAAUGUUGAACCUGCGAAGGGAGGUUCCAAAGAAACCUUGGAAGCAAAUGUAGUUCUAGUUUCAAUUGGGCGACGUCCUUAUACAGAAAAUCUUGGUUUAGAAAAUGUGGGUAUUGAACUUGAUGAAAAAGCUCAUAAGGCUGAGGAAGAAGGAAUUGCUGCUGUUGAAUAUAUUGCUGGAGGUCAUGGCCAUGUUAAUUAUGAUGUGAUACCAUCUGUAAUUUAUACACACCCUGAAGUAGCAUGGUGUGGUAAAACCGAAGAAGAAGUAAAAGCAACGGAUAGACCAUAUCGUGUUGGUAAUUUCCCUUUCGCUGCGAAUUCUCGUGCUCGUACCAAUCUUGAUACACAGGGUUUUGUUAAGAUAAUCUCUGAUGCUGAAACGGACACUAUUUUGGGAGUACAUAUUAUUGGUCCCAAUGCUGGAGAAAUGAUUGGUGAAGCUGUGUUGGCUAUGGAAUAUGGAGCAAGUAGUGAAGAUAUUGCACGAACAUGUCACGCUCAUCCG